AUGACGGGAGGUGCACAGCAUGUUUAUGCAAUUAAAGAUUCGGACACUGAUCCCAAACAGCAGCCAAAGGAGGGUGGCUUUGAACAUUUCAGUGAAAAAGAUCCUGGAAAAUUACACAGCACCAACACCAGUGGGUCUGAAAGCUGCAAGACUGUGCUGAAUAGUGAUUCCUUGAAUACUUCUCAUCUCCACAGAAAGAACAAGGAUAGCUAUAACCAGCGAGAGGCUGUAAUUAGGCCCCAGCAGGCUGGAAGAAUUGACUUUAAGUCACUUCAGAGCAAACCAAAGUUUUCAAGUGAACAAACAUGGUCUUCAUCUAACAGUUCAAGUUGCAAAAGUAGUCCACAGUCACCUACUGGGAAAAGCAAAGGAAAAGAGAAAAACAAAAGAUAUGGAAAAGGGCCACAUCAUCUUUAUAAACUUAAUAUUAACUCCCGAUCCAACCCCACUAUUGGAAUUGCCUACCCACAACAAAAGAUUACAUCAGCAAAGAAACUAGAAGGAAACAGAGAACUUGUAACAGGGAGCUAUCGUUUCAAUGUACCCAGUAUACCCGAAAGAGAGGCAGAGCUCCAACAAGAGGAUCUCAGCUACAGCAGACGCUUUCAGGAGGACUCUGCAAGCCAUACUUCUACAAGUUAUACCUCACAUACUACAGUGGUUACAAGUCAUAACCAAGGCUCAAAAACACAUUCACAGGUAAAUGUUAAUAUUUCUAGAGAUAACACCAACUUCAAUGGCCAAUUACAAUAUCCAGAAUUCCAUGGAAACACGAAUAAUUCAAACAUUUCACCCUUUUCAAUGGAUUGGCAUUCUCCAGACAAGACAUUUGCAGGUAAUAACUAUGGAAUGCCCCCUCAGAAACAGAGCACUUUUCCUGUAGUGGCAGAAAGCAGCAAGUCUAAUACACAGGGCUUUAGAUCAACUCCAUUUCCAUAUCCACUCCCACAAUUGCAUGAAGUAGCUGCUGAUCCAUUUAACAAUGAACACAGUAGUCAAUGCCACUUUCAACAAGAUUACUUAGAUGUUCCACUGCCUAAUACCCAGGUAGCACAUAAUGGUUUUGUCUUCCAGCUUUCAGCUGAUGGACAUGAGGAAAGUUUAAGCAAUGGACAAUAUGGCACUUCAUCAGAUGGUAGAAGCUACACACAGCCUUCCCACCAAACUCAGUUUUUGCGUCCAUCCAGCCAAGGUACUUCACAUCGUGUACCUCAUUACAAAGGAAGAGCAGAUCAUCCAAGUGAUAUGAAUGGUGCUAUAUCUUCCACUGGUGCAGUAUCUUCCUCUGGUGCUGUUUCAUCUAAUGGUGCUAUAUCUUCAGUUGGUGCUAUCGAGCAGAAUCAGAAUACUUUCCAAGAAAACCAAACUGUUUGUACAUCAGACACAUUUAAUUUGCACAAUAAUGGUGUUGGAUAUGUAUCUAUGAACAAAAAGUGCUCAUCUUUAAAAGAUGACCGAGGCACUGAAAGAAUGGACACUCAGGGAAAAUCCCUGAGAAGGAGCAUAACACAGAGUUCUUUACCCCAAAUGCACUUUCAGGAUAAAGUUUACGAUGGUUCUUCCAACAGCAAUGUUCCUGAUAGUUUAGUGCCUUUUGAUAAAAACAUUUCAAACAAAAUUCAUAGUCAACCCAGGGUACCACAGGUUUGGGAAGGAAACAGAAUAUUUCCUACAAAGGACCACAGUUCUGCACCUUACUCUUCUUCACUUGCAAACCAAUUUUCAUAUCCAUGUCAAUCUGUUACUAAUUUAUCACAUGCUGACCAAAAACAGCAUGUUCCAAGAAAUGGUGCUUCCAGGUUGCCGUGGCAACAAAUUCACCUUACAUCUGCAAUGCCAAACCAAAAUAGAAUUGAACUUUCUAGACAACUUACUAGUCAACAGCUUGCCUUUCCAUUUGGAACCUCAGAGUGGCAAGAAUAUAAGAAAGCACAGAAAAAUGCACCGGUCUGUAAUCCAGCAGUUUUUCGGAAUAAACACCAUGUCAAUAAUGAGGAACUUCAAAAUAGUAGAAGUAAUAGGAAUGGCCAGAACUGUAACACAGCUACUGCUUUUGCAUUUCAAAGUGGUCUAAACAAUACUAGUACUUCACUCUGUGAUUCAAGAAAUGCAAACGCAUUCUGUGACCUGAACCCUAUUGUCUCACCAUCUACAAGAAGCACUAGUCAUGGAACACUUACAAUGCCCAAAGUUAGUAAUAUGCCAGGCUCUCCAUAUCAGUCUCCACCACCUUCACCAGCUCGAAACACUGGAUCUACCAGCACAUGCUCAUCUCUUUCUCCAGUAUCUACUGCGUAUAGUGCCAACAGCCCUCUUAACACCAACUCAGAAGAAAGUCAUGUGCCCACUGUAACAACAGCAUCCAAUUUCUAUCAUCAGCUCUCCCACACUAAGGAAGGGAAAAACUUCAGUUCAUCUGAACAGAUCAAUUCUAAUCUUCUACACCAUCAUCAAGAUCCCAUCAGAGCAUUCACAUAUUCCUCAGCUGAUCAUGCCAGGGGAACUAAAGACAGUUUAUUAUAUAUCCAGGACAACUCAUUUUCACAAAAUACUAAAAUCAAUGGAUGUACAAAUAGCUUUGAUACAGAAUCACAAUCUUUCUCAGAACAACAGUUUUUUGCUAAUUCCCUUAGCAGUGCAAAUCUUGACCAACUAGAUGUGCUGCUUACAUGCAAGCAGUGCGAUCAAAAUUUUAAUAAUGUUGCUUCAUUUCUUGAUCACCGCCAGUACUGUGGGCUUCAUUCAGGUUCUCACACAGAGCUGCAUGAUUCAACCAGAGUUGCAGAAACCAGAAGGCUCCAUGCAGAAUCAGCAAAAGGAACAGUUCUUCAUUCAACCCGAGGUGGUGCUGAUCCACAUCAGUCUUUACUUUGCUUAAGCAAAUCCUGUGACUUGUUAUUAGAUAGUGAGGGUGCAGUUGAUCCAAAAGAUGAUCCCUUUAAACUCAAUAUUUUCAGUGGAACAGGAUCGGGUUCAGUUUCGCUAACAGCUUCUGAUUUAGAGAUUGAUGACGCAAAACUUGAUAGUUUAAUCAACGAGACUCUGAAUGGUCUCGAUUAUCAAUCUGAUAAUGCUGAAAUUGACAGCAGCUUCAUUGAAGCUUUUGCAGAUGAUGAACUUUCUACAACAAAAAUUGUAGGAAAUGGGGCAGCUUUUAAGGUGAAAGACUGCAUGCCACUGGAAAACAAAGUUGUUACCAAACUUACAGAAACAGAAGAUAAACAAGCUCUGCAGAUAAAGACUAUAUACAAAAAUAGAAAAAAUGAUAGACAUAUACAAAGAAAGGAAAGAAGCAAGCAACAUAACAGGAAAAGUGAGAAAAAAGAUUCAACAACUGCCAUCUUAUCCAAGUCAUAUUCCAAACGGGUGGAUAAAUUCAGUGUUAAAAAUUUCUCUCAUGAGGGUUCUUUCAACUCCCUUAAAUACACCAAACCUAGUACAAAACUCAUGAAGCUAAAAGGGGGAAGAAAGCUUGAUACUGACACUGCACUUCAUCGCAGAAUAAGUGAGGUUUUAUCUCAGCCAGCACAAAAUGUGAGAAGGAAGUCUGAAAGAGACAAGCACAAAUGUAACAGUGAAAUCCGGGAUACUAUUCACUCAACUCCUUUAAAAAUUGUAACUGUAAACAGCAAUUCCAAACUACACAGACCUGCUUUAAGAGAUAUUAAGAAAAAAAAAUCAAGCAACAGAACUUGGAGCAAAGAAUUGAUUCAUAAGAUUGUACAGCAGAAGAACAAACUGCACAAAUUACAUGUGAAAAGCAAUAAGAAUUUGCAGGUUUCCCUAGUGAGCGAGCAGUUGCUGCCACAUCAACACAACAGUAAGUUGGGAGAAUAUGACUAUGUUUCAGAUUCAGAUCAAGAAACGGAACCUCUCAGCAGCAAAUAUCUAACUCCAUGCUUAAGUCAACUAGCGAAAUAUAGCAUCACAAGAGAACACAAAACCAAAUGUGGAAGAGUUGAGGCUGAAGAAUCCUGGAGAUAUAUAAAAAUCAAGAAAACUCCAGAACGCAGCAUGGAAACAGAGGGCUGCAAUCAAGCAAAGAGAUACCAUAGCAGUAGGUUCAGAAGGAGAAGCAGCCAAUCUUCUACCAGCAGUGAAUACAGCAACAUUACCAGUAGUUCAAGUGAAAAUACCAACAGCCCAAUUAGUAUAGAACGAACAGAUUCAGAUACUGAGAAAGACAAAAACACUACCAAGAGUAAACAUUCGACUUUUAUUUCAAUUAAUGAUCAUAUAUUUAAUACUGAGCGCUUAGGACCAGAUACACUGAUUGGUAAAUCAGCAAGAACUGCAAAAGACAAUUCUAUUAACCAAACAGUUUUUUCAAGAACCACAAAAGAACUUAGUUCAGCAAAAUGUUUAUUUUCAGGAAGAGGGUCUCAGAGUUCCAGCCAUACCAUAAUGCAUUUAGAUUACCACAGUGAGUCACAAAAAAUGGAGAUGGAGGACCAGUGCACAGUAGGUUCUAACCCAAGUCAUGUUGAGCUUAAUUAUGGUGAAAAGAGACGACAGACCUGCGAGUCCUUUGAGAAAGAUGUUGCAACUACAAGUGAUAAUUCUGUAGAACCAAAUACUGAAUUAACUUUUGAUCAAAGGGUUAUAGAAAAAUUGUCUUCUUGUGAAAAUAGCAUUGCUGAAUAUCCUACUGCCAGUGUAAGUCAAAACAAUUCACCACAUACCACAGAGCUGACUACAGACAUGAAAGAUGAAUUAACAGAUGCAAGCAACAAAAUGAAAGACAGUCUUGUUGGAUCGACAGUUGCCUAUAAGCCAAAUGCUGGAUGUUUUCAUGAUAACUCAUCUGCAUUUAAUAUUCAAGUUUAUGACGAUACAGCUCAGAACAGCAUGAACAGGAUUUACAGUGGGCACAAAGAUUUAGGAAAUCAUCAUGUGGAUACCUUCUCAGAAUCUCUGCCUAGUGGUUCAUCACAUCUGGAAGAUAUUUUUUUCUGUCAAAAUGAGAGCAGUUACAAUUAUUUACAGAAGAAUCAUGUCAAAAGAUUCAUAAAUGCAUAUCCAAGAGAAAAAUGUCAAACUAAAAUUAAGUCUCCAGUUUCCUUUCAUACAGCAGGAAUAUUUGGAGACAUUCCAACAUCAAAUUUUAAUAGUCAGCUUUACACAGACACUUUGGUCAACAAAGAAAACUAUUAUGCAUUUUCUUGCAAUGGUGAUAAAGAAGGCAAUGGGACAGCUUUUCAUCUGCAAUAUCCAUCAUUUCUGGAGCACAAAGAUUGGAACUUGUUGCCAGACGUGACCACAAUUUUACCAGAGGAGAUUUCACAUUUUGAAGAUCUCUCUAUACAACCAGCACAAAUUAAGAAAUUUGCCCAUACAACAGGGCCAUCUUCUGAUGCAACUCCACCCCUUCUGCCUGAAAAGGUUGCUGAACAAAAUGGUUCCUUCACAGCUACCUUAUCAGAUGAUGAUCUUGAAAUAAAAAGGUUGGUGACAGAGUUAGAAAAUCAGCUUCAGGCACCUCAAAGGAAUAAUGAAACUACUAUUGCCCAAGUAAGUACUGAAGAAUAUAUGAACGUAAGUUUAAAGAAUCAAAUUAGUCCACCUACAUCUCUGCCUCUUGAGCAAGAUAAAGGUUGUAGGGAGAAUGGACACACUCCAAAUCACUACAACAAUGGAAAUACUGAUAUACACACAUCAGAAUACAGUAAGGGCAUAAUACUGAAUAGCCCUAAAGUUGAACAUCCAAGUACUGCUGGGAGUAUUGGAGAAAACGAAGGUAUGUGGACUUGUCCCUUCCAGCUUGUGUCAUUGGAUGCUGAGCCAGAUUUUCAAACAUCUGAAAAAGUUUGUGAAAAUCCAAGUUCUUCACCCAAGGACAAUCAAUCCCGUUAUCAAGUUCAUCUUAAGGACUCAGAAAACAGAAAAGACAAUGAGCAAAAACACGAUAAUCAAGAAGAAAGUGGAGUUUCCCCUGAGGGGUACUCAGGAAAAACAGAGGAAAAACUGGAGAACCAGUAUUACACAGAAAAUCUAAUGGCAAAUCUUGCAAUAAUGUCAGGCACUGUAUUAGGCAAAAAUGCAUUACAACAGAGUUCACACAGAGAGCAGGGAUGUCAGACUCUGAACAAGAGUACAGACCAUGAGAAAUCAUUUAACUUGUCUCCCCAGUAUGGAUCCUCUGAGUGUCCUGUUACCGAGAAACAAUCAGAGCAUGAAUGUGAUGCAGUUUUGUUCACAUUUGAAAACAUUGCACCUUCAUCUUGUGUGAACGCAGUUGCCUGCAAUGCAGAAAAUAAUUUCGGUUUUGUUCCUGCUGAUCAUUCACAAGAGGAACAAUUUGUAAAGCAUCAACAGCCAAGUACACCUGACAACCAACCAAGUAGAAAAACUGAAAUAUCUGCCUUUCUAUCAGAAUCUGAAGAAACCAAUCAAUCACUUAUCGUAACAAGUCAAAUUAUUUCUUCUGAGAGAUCUCCAGAGACAAAAUAUAAAGAAAGGAUAAACGAUAACGUCAGUCCUUCAUAUGUUGGAAUAAGCUCUAUUGAACAACAUAGCAGUACAAAGAACAUUGCACAGGAUUCAACUACAAAUCCCCUGCAGCAACUUCAACUCUUUGUUGCUCGAACAGCACAAUGCAAUGAAGAAUUAAUGAUGAUCCCUUGUUAUCCUGUCUCAACCAUUCCAACAAACCAUUCUUCAAAUUGUAAUGCCAAUUCUGAGCAAAAUGAAGAAGUUUUCAACAGUACUCAAAAUGUGGAAGCCACCAUUAAUCCAAUGGACAAGACUUCAUCAUUGCAAAGCAUGUGCAAAAAUAAAUGCCAAAUCAUGGAUGCUGAUGCAAGUGCUCAGGGUCAAGGUAUUUUGUCAAGGGUGCCUAAAGAUAUUGCUGAAACUGUGACUGAAAAUAUUAAAGCAAAUUCUAGCCCAUGGGAACCUGAAAAAAUGUGCAAUGGAAGUGCUAAUAAUGAAGAACACUUUGAGAUUUCAGAUCAGAUUGUAACAUCACAGAUCUCUUUACCCAACCAUUUAAAGAAAACUACACAAUCCAAAGAUGGCAGUUCUGAGUUCACAAAGAACCAGUGUAGCUUGUUGUCAUUAAAUGGGAUGAACGAAAAUCCAGCAACAAUUGAGGCAAAGGAUUUCACUGAAAUUACAGACAAUUCUCAAAAUGCCACUCAAAGCUCUGUGUCAUUGGUUUUUAAUCAACAGGAGAAAGCAGAAGAAAUAACUUCUAGUGGUUUCAGUAGUGACAUUAACCAGCAAACAGAAAGAAAAGCCAAACAGUGUUUGAAUAAUUUGGAAGAAACCUUGCAGCCUGAUCAAUCAAAUUGUCCUUUGUCACAGUCAUUUUCUGAUGAAAAUAACUGUAAUGAGAAACCUCUGGUCAAACAUUUAACCACAGAUGACAUUUCUCAGUGCAAAGCUUCAUUAGAUAUUACUGACUCAAUUCAAAAGCUAAAAUUUGAGGUCUGUACAAAUGACAUAUUGCCUGCCAUUGAUGAAAAUUUAAAUACCAGCAGAAAUGACCACAUGUCUGGAGAUUGUUGUUGUAUGGCAUCCUCUGAAAUAGGGACAGUAUGUUCCUGCAGAGAAAGCAUUUCAGAAAAACUGCCUCUCAUCUUUCCAGGUAAUUAUUCCAAUGUCACACCUGUGCACAUUGAUAAAUGCAAGCAGCAAGAACUAUCAAACAGUUCUAAAGAUGACUUUAUUCCAACAAGUGAUGGGUGUAAAGAAUCAUUGUCAUUUCUACAUCUGCCUUUCAGUGCUCAAAAUACAAAGAAAAAAUCCCUUGGCUGUAUAAUUAAACCUCAGGAAAAUGCAACCGAACAUGAUUUGGAGUUUAAAGUAACAGAGAAGCAAAUUUACGAUGGUCACUCAGCUUUAAAAGCUGUCUCUACAGGCGAAAGUAUUCCUGAUACGCUGUUGUCUAAAAGAAGUGAAGAAUUGUGUACCAAUAUAACAACCAGUGGAAAUGUAGCAAAGGAUUCCAAUGAAAAUACAGAUGACCGUAGAUCACUUUUGGGGAAAGAUACCAUAGAUAUCGAUAAUAGACUUUUUGAACGAACUGCAUCAUUGCUUACCAAUAUACCCAUUUACCUGGAAAUAAAAUCUGAUGAUUGUACUAUUUCUGAAAUGUUGGUUAAACCUCCUAUAUCCCAUCUAGUCUGCAGUGCAAGUGUAGAAAUGAAUAAUUUCUCUACCCCUUCGAGUAAUUCAGGUGACUUGGUAGAAAAUGAAGAACAUUCCAAGUGUGAUUAUACUAAAGUGUUGUGCUCAAAUUACAGUGAAAAUGUUAACCCUUCUCUUCAAGGGCAGUUGGUUGAACUACCAUCACCUCCCCAAAAUGUUACAGAUUUAAAUUUGCAUAAUUCACCCCUUGUUGAUUCAAUUCCUAUGAAAACCUUAAAUUCAAACACUGACAAUUGCAACAGUUCUGUGAAAAGAAAAUCAAGUACUAAAACAACUGCACAAUUAGAUUUUCUUACAGAGAAAGAUAAAUCUGAAGAAAACUUACAAAUCCGUGUACAAGACGAACCGUUUCCCAAUGGAAUCAAGCAAAUGGAAAAUAAUUUAUUCAUAGAGAGCAGUGACAGGCUUAUCAAUGCAGAAACUGUGACCAAGGACAAUAAACUCUAUUCCUUGGCUAUACAUGAACAGAAAAAUGAGGCAUCUGAGAUUGCAAAUAUUCAUAAACAAUUAAAUGAGUGCUCUGAUGACAAGAAUGUUAACCGAUUUACUGAAGUUUCUGAGGAGAUUCGAGGUGAAAGUGAAUUCUGUGGGAAACGAGACUUAUUUCAUUUGAGUGAGGAUAGGUCACAGCCAAUAAUUAACAUUUCAGGAAAGAGUGAGAAUGGUGAAAAUGAUGGAAUGAACAGGGAUGACGUUGUACAGAGCAGUUUAAUGUUACCUAAGACAUUGAAUGAUUUGCAUGGCAGUGAACAUUUGGAUUUAGUGGCUAACAAUUUAUUUCCAGAAAAUAUUUCAAGGACUGAUUCACAGAAAUUAGUUGAACUUUCCACUUCUCAAAUAGAGCAUAAUCCACAGACUGUCAUAAUGUGCAAUGUUUGUUCAGCAUCAUUCAGAUCUAAACAAGGCUUGGUUAGACAUAAAGCCAUCAAACAUCGUUUAAAAGGUGAUAAAACAAGUCAAAACAAAGGAAACAGAAUUCAAGCAUACUGCAUUCCAACAACAGAACCAAAUAUAGUUUGGAAACAAGACACAAAAAAUAACUUGUUUUGUGCAUCAGAAAAUAAAACCCACAUAGAAGACAAUUCCUUGGAUAAUCCUGUAAAUAAGGAAACUGUUCAGUCUGACCAGCAUGUUUUCUUGUAUGAAGGUAAGCACAUUGAAGGAAAUAGUUCCACAGUUACGCGAAAUGAAAUUGUUUUCCAUUGCAAUGAAACUCAACAUCUUGAAGGAGCUAUUGACAAAACUGAAAUCCACUAUGGGAGCACAAAAGAGGAACCAAAGUCUUGUGCCAUACCAUCUGACCAGGACAUUGGAUCAAUGUCAUGCAAUGGGCAAUUUGAUGCAAAGAAACCUGUUAAGGUUAGCAUUUCAAAAUCUAAAAAAAUCUUCGGAUAUUCAAGGGAUGAGAGUAAAAAACAAAUACCUUAUUCGAUAGACACAAAAGAUAUUGCAAGACAACAUAAGAAGCAAAAUAACAAGAUGUCUAAUCUAACAAAAGAAAAGCAUAGAAGUGUUGGAAAAGAUGAAUCAGAAUUAAUUUUUAAUGGUGCAAUUGUACAAUCUAGUAAGCAAAUGAGUGUCAAUUAUGGAGAAAAUGAUGAUGAGCCCUGUCCUCUAUUACAGCUUCAGGUAAUGGCAGAAUCACGCGAUAGUACUAUAUGUCAAGAGCAGAUAGAAAAUACAUUAUCAACAAGCAAAACAAUUAAAAUGUGUAUUACAUCAAAAGAAUGGACCUCGCGACAAAAAUUUUCAAAUAAUGAAACAAUAAUUGUAGAAGAAAAAGCAUGUAACCUAAUUAAUGUUUUAUUGAAAGAAGAACAAUACAAGAAAGAAUGGAAUGGAGAACUUGAAUAUCAGAUUGAUUUUACUGGGAAGUGUUCCUCGAAUGAAAGCAAUCAGAACAGCAAACAUAUAAAAAUAGAACAAGAAAGUAGUGAAAAAGCAGUGGAAUUACUGCAAAAAAAUACUGAAUGCCAACAUUCUGAUCAUGCAAUUCCUUCAGUAUUCAACAGUUCAAUGUCCAACUUUAUCAAUGGUUCUCCACUUAAAAUAACAGAAAUGGGCCCUCAAAUAUUAGUAGGUCAGAAAAAUGAUGAAAACACUUUUGAAAAAUUGCAGGACCUUACACCAUCAAAACCCUGGGAAGAAUCAUAUUCUAUUGACCUAGAGCUACCCGUUUUAGAGGUAAUUACUCCAAAUUCAGAGUUGCAACAUAUUUCCACUAUGAAUAAUGCAAUAUCACAAAUAUUUUCAGAAGAAAACUCAGUUGUCAGAAAGAAGUGUCCAAGGGUUUAUGGAAAUAGAAGCAAAAACUGUAAAAUGGACACAGAAUCAAGUACCUUUAAAAUGUUUUCUGCCGAUUUCAUGAUGGAAGAUGGUGAACAAAUUCUUAGGUCUUAUAGAGAUCAUUUUCACAACAAAAGAACAGAGCAGUAUGACACCAUUUCAAUAGAUGACACCAUCAUGUUGCAUACAAAUAAUGACAACAAAACGGUGGCAAAUAGAAGUAUUUCUCCUUGUGAUGAAUUUAAAAGCUGUAGAGAUGUGGCACGUGAAUAUAGUAGUGAAGAUGUCUUAGAAGGUACUGGAUUGUCUGAAAAUACAAAUAAUAACCUAAUGGGGUUACUAUAUCAAAACUGCAAAAUAGAAACAAUGUCUGAUGCUGUUCUAAAUUCUACAGUUUGGAGCAAUCCUCCAGAAGUUGUGGACAUCUCAGCACAUGGCAACAUUACCUCAUUUGAAUCAACUUCAGAAAAUGUGCCAAACACACAAAAUCAGAUAUCAAGCAUCCAGAGUCAACAGGAGGCAACAGAAUCAUCAUCUUCCCAACUGCUGGAGCCUUUUGAUGGCUUAGCCUCUGACCAGUGCAUUCCGAGGAGUAUAAAUGUCAGUGAUAUACAAGCCUUAAACCAAAGCUAUGAACUUCCAAAUGGGGAUCCAUAUAAUUCCCCUGGGAAUAAGUCUUCUAUUCUGAAUGUUGCAAAUGGUAUGAGUGAGGAGACAAGCCAGAACUUAAAAUUAUCAAAGAUUAGGACAGAGGAAGGGAAAAUGGCAAAGAACCGUGGUGACAUCAGUAUCAAAUCCAAAGAUAAGCAGUAUAAGUGUAAAGUUUGCUUUCAAUGGUUUCUCACUCUGGGAGAACUUGACUUUCACAAACUCUCACACAAUCCUUCCCCUCCGCCAACAUGUUACAUGUGUGUUCAACGGAAGUUUAGUUCCAGAGAACAGCUGAGAGAUCACCUAAAGGAAAAGCAUGCCAAAAAUAAAGCAGGCAUUUGGACAUGUGGUAUGUGUUUGAAAGAAAUCUCAGAUGUCUGGAUGUACAAUGAGCAUUUGCGUGAGCAUGCUACCCAGUUUGCCAGAAAAGGGCAAGCUCAAAAGUCGGUGAUUGGAUUGUCCAAUUGUUUUAGUGAAGAUAGUGCCAUGAAAAAUUUUUUCAGCACACUCCUAAAUAAAAAGCAUGGGAAAUCAAAAACAGUUGAUUCAGUAGCAAGAUCCCUUAUUAAAGAAACCAAAGUUCUGAAAGAAAACCAAAAACAAAAUGGGAAAAAUAAAGACCAAAGUGAAACAAGUAUUAAAAAUAAGUUGAAUUUUACAAGUGCACUUAAACUCUCAGCUUCCUUGAAUCCAGAGAUUAUACAGAAGACUGAACCAAUACAGAAGAAUGUUGCCAUCCAUCCUGAUUGCAAAGACCCUUCAAGAGAUUGCCAUCAUUGUGGGAAACAAUUUCCCAAACCAUUUAAACUUCAGCGACAUUUAGUUGUUCACAGUUUGCAGAAAAUCUAUUUGUGUUAUAAGUGUCCCAUUUUCUAUUUGGAAAUGCAGGAGCUGAGAGCCCAUCUUAAAGGUGAACACAGAGUAAUAGAAGAACCUGAGGUUAAACAUACAACACUGUAUACCUGUGAGCUCUGUGCUGAUGUUAUGCAUGUCAUAAAAAAGUCUUUUAUUUGUAGUACUUGUAACUAUACCUUUUCAAAAAAGGAACAGUACGAUAGACAUAUGGAAAAACAUCUGGCAGGGGGAAGUAAGACCCAUAAAUUCAGAGGAGUAAUGAGACCAAAUGUUCCUCUGCAAGAUCGAAAUCUUGAUCCACAGGCCGAUCUUGCUCAGAGCUACUCAAGUGUACCUUUACCACCCAAUAAAAAACAGAAGACCAAUCACAAUGAACUGACUGAGGGUAAUACAGAAAAUAAUAUUCCAACUAUUUCUUCUAUUCAUUUUGAGCACAAUAUGUGUGAAAGCUCAUUGCAAGGUUCUCCAGAUUUCUUACCACAUGAAGUACAUAACACAACAGAAAAGGUAACUAUUUUGACACCAACUCGUACAGAUAUUGUGGAUGACUUUUCUGAGCUUCUAGUGGAACUGGAGCAAUCGCAACCAGAUAUUGCUAGUUCUCCACCAUGUCUCUCCCCAGUUGUUUGUCAUCCAUUAUCUAAUGACCUGCAUUUAGUUGAUUUAGCUGUUCCACCCAUGCCAGAUGCACACAGUCAACUUUACAAUAUGACAUCACCUGUGAAUUCAGUUAAUACUUAUACAUUUCAACCACAUGACAGUGUUGAACAGAGUAAUCAUUCAGCAAAAAAGAUAAAACAAGAUGAGUCAUAUGAUAGCUCUAAACAAACAAAUGAACUCCAGAAAAUACCUUGUAAUAGCCACAUCAAAAUAGCAGCUGUUGAAAAGACAAAACAAAACUUAAGUGAAUACAGAUCUUCAGAGAAACUAGCCAAAGAUUCGGAACCAAAGGUUAGUCAGAAAAAACGAAAGGAGCAAAGGUCUGCAUGUGUCAAAUAUAGUAACAGCUACAAGUUAACUGCGGAUGAGGGAAAUAAAAAAAGAAAACAGGUAAAAACUGACUAUGUGAAAAAAUCUUGCAUCCCACAAGAUAAUCAGGGUAUUGCUACUCCUCGAGAUGAGCCAACAGGCAGCCAUCUGGCAUCCAGAACCAAACAGUGGACAAAUAGUUCACAGUCUAAAAAAAAUGGAAUGAAUUUCUGUCCACUUAGGCAACCAGAAAUGCGACCAUUCAUUGGGGAAUUCAAGCACAAGAAAGAGUUAAUCUCAAAACCUCCACUUUAUUCAAAAGGAGGGGCUCAGUCUGUGAACAGUUCGAUUAGAAAACAUAGAUUGAUGCAAGGUAUAAAGCCUGUUGAAUCAAAUAAUUAUCGGACAGCAGAAUCACAGAGUAAUCUUCUCAGCCAAUUAUUUGGACAAAAAUUAACCAGCUUCAAAAUUCCUUUAAGAAAGGACACCUCAGAGUGAAUUAAUGUAGCUGACUCCUAG
This is a messenger RNA of Pristis pectinata (smalltooth sawfish), 13431 nucleotides long. RefSeq lists its product as uncharacterized. NCBI's taxonomy places the organism in Eukaryota, Metazoa, Chordata, Chondrichthyes, Rhinopristiformes, Pristidae. The record is from RefSeq and is a predicted model, not a curated record. The transcript has a single exon.